AUGAAACCCAGCGUCUCCCCUCCCCCUCUGCCCGGUCCUCCACUGCUGCACGCUUCCACUUCAGCGAACCACACGGUGAUGGAGGAGGUGAUGGAGGAGGUGAUGGAGGAGGUGAUGGAGGAGGUGAUAGAGGAGGGGAUGGAGGAGGUGAUGGAGGAGGUGAUGGAGGAGGUGAUGGAGGAGGUGAUGGAGGAGAUGAUGAAGGAGGUGAUGGAGGAGGUGAUGGAGGAGGUGAUGGCCGUGUAG
Messenger RNA from Knipowitschia caucasica, 246 nucleotides. The record is from the annotation of a GenBank genome assembly. NCBI's taxonomy places the organism in Eukaryota, Metazoa, Chordata, Actinopteri, Gobiiformes, Gobiidae.